Microthlaspi erraticum is the source of this 705-nucleotide messenger RNA. NCBI's taxonomy places the organism in Eukaryota, Viridiplantae, Streptophyta, Magnoliopsida, Brassicales, Brassicaceae. The record is from the annotation of a GenBank genome assembly.
AUGGCUUCUUCUUCAAACAAGCUUGUGUUCUUCUUCUUAGCUUGCCUCUUCAUGUUCACAUUCUCAGACAACCUCGUUGCCGGAGAUUCCGACAAAGUGAAACUCAAUCUUUACUACGAAUCACUUUGUCCCUUUUGUCAGGAUUUCAUCGUUAAUGAUCUAGUCAAAAUCUUUGACUCCGAUCUCUACACAAUCACCGAUCUUAAGCUCAUUCCAUUUGGUAAUGCCAAAGUCUCCUCGAAUCUGACUGUCACUUGCCAGCAUGGUGAAGAGGAAUGCAAACUAAACGCCAUUGAAGCUUGCGCCAUAAGAGCUUGGCCCAAUCCGAAAUUACACUACACGUUCAUACGAUGCGUUGAAAAUGACACGAAAGAUUGGACUUCAUGUGUUAAGGACUCUAGCCGAGAGAAAGCCAUCAGUGAUUGUUACAACGGUGAUCUUUCUAAAAAGCUCAUACUUGGGUAUGCAAAACAGACCUUGGCUUUGAAGCCGAAAAAACAGUACGUACCAUGGGUAACCAUCAACGGCGAACCACUCUUUGACAAUUAUAAAGAUUUUGUGCCCCAAGUCUGCAAAGCCUACAAAGGGAAUGCUGCUGAUCUCCCAAAAAUCUGCAAUUCCUCUGCCUUGCCUAAGUGUCCAGAGAGCAAAGUGUCCAAGCUUCAAGUUUCCUAUGCCGAUGAAGUUAAAAAAUUACUAAAAUAG